Cotesia glomerata is the source of this 1191-nucleotide messenger RNA. RefSeq names its product probable malonyl-CoA-acyl carrier protein transacylase, mitochondrial (gene beg). Gene Ontology annotation, molecular function: transferase activity. NCBI's taxonomy places the organism in Eukaryota, Metazoa, Arthropoda, Insecta, Hymenoptera, Braconidae. The transcript has a single exon. The record is from RefSeq and is a predicted model, not a curated record. The annotation marks the transcript as partial.
AAUUCAGUUAAAGAAAAUGAAGAAAAGUUUAAAGAUGAUGAUAAAAAUAAAAAUUUAUUAAAUUUAAUUAAUGAUGCGGCAAAUUUUAAUGAAAUAACAAAUAGUAGUUGGUCAACUACACCGUAUAAUUCAGCUGGAGAUGGAAUAGCAUUAUUGUAUAAUAAUAAUAAUGAAAAAAAAAGAGAAAAAAUAAAUCCAGAGGAUAAAACUGUUUUUAUAUUCCCCGGUCAAGGUACAUUAAAAGUUGGAGAUGUUGAAAAAUAUUUAAAUUAUCCCCGAGUUAAAAAACUAUUUGAUAUUGCCAAUGAAAUAUUGGGAUAUAAUAUAAUGGAUAUUUGUUUAAAUGGACCCCAAUCAAAAUUAAAUAAAACAGAAUUUAAUCAACCAGCAACUAUUUUAACAUCACUGGCAGCGUUAGAAAAAAUUUGGGAAGAUAAUUCAUUUGCUACUGAAAAUUGUAUUGCUGCUGCUGGUUACAGUGUUGGUGAAUUAACAGCAUUAAUAUUUUCGGGAGCACUAACUAUUGAAGAUGGAAUAAGAUUAGCUGGUAUAAGAGGUGCUGGAAUGCAAUAUGCUGUUGAUCAACAACCCAAUCAAGGAAUGUUAACUAUUAUUUCAAAGCACAACACUAAAGUAAAUAAAGCUUGUCAAGAAGCUCGUAAUUUUUCAACAAAUUUAGGUUUAUCGUUACCUAUUUGUCAAAUAGCUAUUUAUUUGUGCAGUGAAACUAAAGUUUUAGCUGGUCAUCAACAGGCACUUGAAUAUAUUAUUAAUAAUUCAUAUAAUUUAAAUUUUCGUAAAAUAUUUAAAUUACCAGUAACAGGUGCAUUUCAUACCCCUCUGAUGAAACCAGCAUUAAAAUCAUUUGUUAAAGCACUUGAUGAUAUUGAAUUUCAACAACCAAGAAUACCUGUUUAUUCUAAUGUUACUGCUAAACCAUACAGAUCUAUCAAAGACAUAAUUAAUUUACUACCUAAACAAAUUAUUUCACCAGUUAAAUGGGAACAAAUAAUUCAUGAAAUAUAUAAAAGACCACAAGGCAAUAAUUUUCCACAAUCGUAUGAUUUAGGAUCUAAUGGAACAAUGAAAACUAUAUUAAGAAAAAUUAAUUUAUCAGCAUCUGACUCAUGUACUUCUAUAUGAUGAUGAUUAUUAUUAUUAUUAUUUUUGUUCCAUUACGUACAAUAAUAA